ACUCAAGAGAACUGCAGGAUCAUAACAAUGGCUUCACCAUUUCUUUCCUGUCUUGUCCUGGGUAUGAUCAUAUCAGCUUUUGCAUUACCACGUACUGAGCCACCGCUGGUCCGUGACCAUCCCUUCGUGGCCAUAUGGAACGCCCCCACAGACCAAUGCAAACAACUUGAAAUUCCACUUGACACCGCUGCCUUCCAGGCAGUGACUACACCUUCAGCUGUGCCAGGUCAGUUUCUUACCAUCUUUUAUGAAGACCGCCUCGGCCUUUAUCCCAAAGUUGACAUAAUCAAGCACAAGAUCUACAAAGGUGGUAUCCCUCAAAAUGGCAACCUGACAGAACAUCUCGCUAAGGCCAAAAGUACAAUAGAUCGCUAUAUUUCCCAAGAUUCCUCUCCUGGGCUGGCUGUGAUCGACUGGGAGUCCUGGCGUCCUCUGUGGGACCAAAACUGGGGAUCAAAACGUAUUUAUCAGAAGUUAUCCCUUACUCACGCUUUGCAGCUGGCUCCAUUUUUGUCAACAAAGCAAGUUUCCAAAAUGGCUAAGAGCCAGUUUGAGCAAGCUGGGCGACGCUUCAUGGAGAAAACUAUCAGCAUUGGCAUCGGCAAGCGUCCAAGCCGCCGCUGGGGCUUUUAUCUGCUUCCUGACUGUUUCAACUACGGAUGGGACAAGCCACUCUACACAGGGCAAUGCGCCGCUAAAACUCAGAAGCAGAACAACAAGCUGCUGUGGCUGUGGGAACGAAGCACCGCCCUCUUUCCCUCCAUCUACCUUCACUUGACGCUGAGAAACUCCCCCCGUGCUGCACUCUAUGUCCGCAAUCGUGUCCAGGAGGCGCUGAGGGUGGCGGCACUGCCAAACCGCCCCUAUACUGUGCCCGUCUAUGUCUACUCCAGACCUCUGUACCGGGAUCAGACCCAAAAGUUUCAGACUCAGACGGAUCUGGUUAACACCAUUGGAGAGUCCGCAGCUCUGGGUGCCUCUGGGGUUGUAAUAUGGGGAGGUACCAGGGACUACAAUAACAAGGCUUCUUGCCAGUCCCUGUCAGAGUACCUGUCCUCCACGUUUAGCCCAUAUGUUGCCAACGUGACCGCCGCUGCCAUGCUCUGCAGUCAGGUGCUGUGUCAGGGAAAUGGCCGCUGUGUGAGGAAGAACUACAGCAGCCCUCACUACCUUCACCUGAACCCCGCCUCCUUCCAAAUCCUUAAGGCCAACGGGAAGUACGUUGCUGUCGGUCUCCCGUCUGCCAACGACCUCAACCACUGGCUGGAAAACUUCACCUGUCAGUGCUACGCUGGGUGGAGCUGCUUUCCUGCGCUGCGGCGUCCAGCUAAAGUUCAACUGAUACGAGUUUGAAUUGUCAGAGGAGAGAAUAAUUGUCUCCCGCUGCCUCCCAAAUCCAGUUGUGUAGUCAUUCCUGUGAUGCAAAUAUAUCACAUAAACCUUCUCGAA
Molecule: messenger RNA, 1449 nt
Organism: Fundulus heteroclitus (mummichog)
Lineage: Eukaryota; Metazoa; Chordata; Actinopteri; Cyprinodontiformes; Fundulidae
Product: hyaluronidase PH-20
Exons: 4
Coding region: 28-1353 (441 amino acids)
Biological process (GO): carbohydrate metabolic process; hyaluronan catabolic process
Cellular component (GO): acrosomal vesicle
Molecular function (GO): hyalurononglucosaminidase activity
Source: RefSeq, a predicted model, not a curated record